CAGCCAGAUCAGCAUAUCAAAGUGGCGAGCAAGUGUAGUUUGGUGUGGAACGAGAACUUUGGGGACAAUCGGAUGCUGUGCGUGAAACGUGAUGACGUGAAGUACUGGAGUUGCCCAUUCCGGAUUGACCUGAUUAGCUCUUUUCACGUUACUAUGAGAGAUGCCGAUGAAACACCGCGGUUUCUUCGGGUUGAGGUGAUACUUAACAGCGCUAUAUUUUACAUAACGUUCACGGAUGCUCGCUAUUAUCCUCCACCAAUACAGCUGGAAAAUCUCUCUGAUGUGCCUGUUUUGUAUCAGCAGAAGAUUGACAGGAAACCGGGGUAUGGCUUCACGGACGAGUUUGAAUUGGCGCUGGAAGUGAUGCAGAAGGGGAAAGUAAUGCUCAACAAGUUGAAUCUUAGUGACAGCAGCCGCAAUCAGUUAUGGCGCUUCGCAUCCGACGGUUGCUUAGAGAAUAUUGGAAUGAAUAAUCGUGCAAGACCUGGCGAGCGUUAUGUUCUUGAUGUGCUGGACAGUGGUGGCUUUGUUCUGAUGAUGCUGAAACGAAAUACCGCAAGGGAACGCUUCCAGAAAUGGUACUUCACAGCGGAACGGCAGUUGCGUUGUAAAAUAGAAGGAAUGUUUGUUGAAGCACGCAAAACAGAAGUGGUACUUGCUGCCCCGAACAAAAAUUCACCUCGAAGUAGGAACGGAGUGCCUGUCGAGCAGGUCUGGGAGCUACAGUCGCAACGACCAGGCAGUGGCAUUUUGGACGUUGAGUGCUUGUACAGAGGACCCACUCUGGUUGUUCGGAUAACUGAUAGAGCGAAACCUUAUCGAGCAGUGCAGCGUUUUCAUCAGGCACCGGAAUUACUGCUGGCUUGUGCUGCAGCCGCUGCGGAUGGUCCAGGAUGCAGCAGAGUAUGCGACUUCGAAGUGAAUGUCUCGAUGCGCAACGGUAUCGGUCUGUCAUUCAUUAACGGUUUACACGAAGAAUUGAUUUAUGCGAGGUUUCAAGGCAUAGUGCUGCACGUGAAUCGCCAAGGUCGUACGCAUCAAAUCACAGGCAGUGUUGAAGUUAUUCAGGCUGACAACCAGCUGCUGGCGACUGAUCGGUGGCAAGUGCUGUUCUGCCAGCAAGGUGCAGUGAGCAGCGGCGAAUCGGGUCACAGCGACACGCAGGUUGUAGUGCCGGCGCUGAAGCUCGAAAUGAACUGCACACCGAUGGAACACUACGAUGCCUUCGAUGUACGAUGUUUUUGUUGCUUAGGUCAAUGUUACAGUUUGCCGCCAGUGCAGCGGAGAACUUUUACUGAGCAUUAG
Gongylonema pulchrum is the source of this 1305-nucleotide messenger RNA. The record is from the annotation of a GenBank genome assembly. Lineage: Eukaryota; Metazoa; Nematoda; Chromadorea; Rhabditida; Gongylonematidae.